Molecule: messenger RNA, 2044 nt
Organism: Chaetomium strumarium
Lineage: Eukaryota; Fungi; Ascomycota; Sordariomycetes; Sordariales; Chaetomiaceae
Exons: 3
Coding region: 409-1986 (525 amino acids)
Biological process (GO): intracellular transport
Cellular component (GO): cytoplasm; nuclear pore
Molecular function (GO): GTPase activator activity
Source: RefSeq, a predicted model, not a curated record
GCAAGAAUCUCAUUUAUUAGCGGGUGGAGCACCCUAUGCCAAUCUCUUUGACGGUGCUACCAACUACGCCCGGGCCUGCGCGUGCCAGCGACAAUUCCGUCUCGGUUCGUCCCCGCCGAUCCAUUGGUCUGGUCCUUCUGCCUUCUCGGCCUUAGGACGACAAACAUUCGCCUCUGCCAGCACUCCGCAGUUAAUUAACCUCGGCGGCGUCGCUUUGGCUUUCCUUCAUGGAUGUUGCAUGAGCGGAGCAGACUUCGGCUGCACACCACCUUUGCCUUAAAAUCGAGCCGUAGCUGAGCACCCAAACGAGCAACUUUUGCUAGCAAACGAGAAGAGCAAGACCCGGUCCCGCUUCGAGGCCUGCCGCCUGCCGCUUGCUGCAUCGACGAGCCGACUACUGCUGACAUCAUGGCUGAGGACCCCAACAACACAAGCGACAUGUCCGACCUUACCGAGCCCGCCGUCGCCGCGAAAGAGGAUGCUGAGACCACGGCGGCGCGGCGCGAGCUAAAGCAGACCACGAUAUCCGAGAAGGACGGGCCCGUGCAACUAUCGCAGGACGACAAGAGUGCCUCGGAGGACGAUGCCCCCCAAGAUAAAGCGUCCGCCCGGCGGAUCACGCCCGAUAUCAGCUUCGGCCCGCCCCAGGAUGAAGAUAUGAAGGAGGAGGUCUCGUCGCCCAAGAAGAAGCGGGCGCGCGACGAGCUGGACGAAAACCGGGAUGUUGCCGAGGCUCCUCUCGACGGAAAGACGCCUGGCAAGUCAAGCGCCACAAUAGCAAAGAGUAGGACAGACCGGUCCGAGCCUGAGAAGAAGCGGCCUCGGGAUCGCCAAGAACAAAGCGGGAAAGAAGUUGUAAAGGCACCCGCCCAGCCCCACCACGCCCUUGAUGUUAACACCCAGCAGGAGCCUCUGUCCGCCAGCACAUCCCCGAGAUCGAGCAUGGAACUGCCUUCGGAGACGAAGGAGACGACUGGCACCGCCACAGCGCAGACAUCGGAACCAGCGAGACCGUCAUCAGCCUUUGCUACCUCCGGCUUUGCUAAGCUGGCAGCGUCAUCCAUCUCACCAUUCGGCAGCAUAGGUGGCGCAGGGAAGCUCAGCUUAUUCGGCUCAUCGGGCACAUCUUCCUUUGGCAGUCUUCUUGGGGGCGGCUCCAAACCGGCUGAUCCGCCAGCGCCGCCGAAACUCAGGUUCGGCUCCGGUGCAGCUGCCUCCCCAUUUGCCGGAUUGAACGGGCAAGGCGGCGGAUCCGUGUUCAAGUCGAGUCCCUUUGCUAGUGCGUUCGGAGGUAGCGCCGUCCCUGGCUCGCGGCUCAACUUUGGCAAGCCCGGCGAGGCCCUCAAGAGCGACAAGCCGGCCAGGCCAUUCGGUGCGCCCGAAAGCGACGCCGAGGACAAGUCAGAGGGCGAAAGCAACGGAGACGAGGACACCAAGGGCGAUUCCGCAUCUGAUGAUGGGGAGAACAAGGAGGAGGACAGGGAGAAGGACGAGUCCAAGGCUGCUGGGGAUGAUAAGAAAAAGCCCAAGCUCCAGAAGAUCGUGGUCGACGACGGCGAAGGCAAGGAGCUGACGCUCUUCUCUGUGCGCGCCAAAAUGUACGUGAUGGAGAAGGGAGUCGGGUGGAAGGAGCGCGGCGCGGGCAUGCUCAAGGUGAACGUGCCCAAAUCGACGGUCGAGCUGGACAACCAAGGGGUUCCCGAUCCCGCCAGCUUCGACCCCUCGGUCCUGGAGGACGAGGAGGAAGGGCGCAAACACGUCCGGCUCAUCAUGAGGCAGGACCACACGCUGCGCGUCAUCCUGAACACGGUCAUCCUGCCGGCGAUGAAGUUCCAGGUCACAAAUCGGCUGAAGGCGUCGACCAUCCUGUUCACGGCGUUUGAGGGCGGCGAGGCGCGGCAGGUGCAGAUGAAGAUGAGCGAGGUGAAUGCCACGGCAUUCUCGCAGCUAGUUGAUUUAUUGAAGAAACGGCUCGCCGAUGUGUAGGGCACGGCCGCGCAAUGGACGCUGCAUCUAUAAGAUAAUGACGACCCUGCCUCCCUUU